GUGUGAUACGGUGCCUAGCUGCUGAUCCUUGGAGGAUUGUGAGUGCCUCUGAUGACAAAACAAUUAAGGUUUGGGACCGUGAAACUUUACGUCGACUGGUGACACUUCGUAAUCACACUGAUGGUGUCACCUGCCUCGCCUUCAACGACCAUGUGAUUGUUAGUGGAUCUUAUGACAAGACUGUCAAGCUUUGGGACUUCAGUGUCUGCUGAAUUUUCUUGUUUUUCUUUUAUAUAUUCUCCAAACUUUACAAAGCAGUGUUAUUUGAAAUUGUAAUAUUUUAUUUGCUCUUAAAGAAAGAAACUAAGAUGAAGAGGGAGAGAUGUGAAAAACCUGCCCAACUUUGCAUUUAGAUUUAGUUUUUACAACUCAGAUAUUUUUGUUAGGUAUGGCUAUGUGGUUUUAGGUAUUCUUUAUGUCAUGAAGUUAAUAUUGUAAGAUAAGAUACAGUAAUAAGAGGUGAAUUAAUGUGUGUAAAGCAGAAGUAAGAAGAGUUUUUUCCAAAGAAUUUGUGAAGAGAUUCUUUGAAAUGGCUCAAGUUUGUUUUCAGAAGGAGCUGUUUGUAAUUCCUUUUCUUUCUUCUUUUCUUCCAUUUCAUUCUUUUUCCUUCUCAAUUUCUUUUGAUAAAGAAAUGGACUUCAGUCUAUUUUCUUCUGCCACAACUGCUAAUAAAGAAGAAAACUCAAUGUGAUUUAUAAGUUUAGGGUAGAGGAAGAAUGAACAGCUAAUAGUCAGUAUGCCAUAGUUUGGCUAUAAGGUUAAUCAUUUUAUGGGUCUGUAGUUGACUAUUUUUUACAUGUAGAUAUUGCAUACCAUAUAGAGCUUGUUUUUAUGGUUAAUUGUCUAGAUCCUGUGAAGUCCAACUAAUGUUAGCAGAAACUCAUUUCAAUUUAAAGUGUGUUCUUCUGUCCGCAGAAGAGUUGUAUGUGUGGGUGAGUACAUAAGGCUUUUUAUAUGUAGCUUUCUUGUAGCUUUUUCUUUUUCAGUUGGAAACAGUUAGUGAUUACUGUGGACUUUGUACUAGAUAUGCAGAAGACAUAAUUGUGUAUUGGUAUUGUGAAUAUGGUACACUUGUAGAUCUGCUGUAGUUUGCAUUGAAAAUAUGAGAUAAAAUAAUCUGGAAGGGAUAUUGUAUGCAUGAAGAGAACUGUCUGUCCAUGCCUAUGGCUCUCUAUUUAUUACACAAUAGGACAUACUGGAAGAUUUUUAUAAUUACCAGGGGAGGACCUAUCAGUCAGAUGCAGAUUUGACUCUAAGGUUCCUUUGUUCGAAAGCAAACACUUUUUCUCUUUUUUUUUUAACUCUCCUUUCUUUAUAUUUAUAGUUCAGCCUGAGUGAAUGUACUUUAACAAAGUUUGCACAAAAUGAGUGUUACUGAUAUCAUGGGUUGCUAAUAUUUUGCCCAUUAGUGAUUAGUGAUGUUCUGUCAUGUCAAGGCAAAUAUUACCAAAAGCUGGGUAACACCUUACAACAUCAUUAGCCCAUAUCCUUACCGCUGGUAUAAGAUUUCACGUACACCUGUCCUUACCAGAUUGACAAAAAAUUUAUCCAUUGUAAUUGGGUUAAGCUCUGCUCUGGCAUACUCAAGCCUUACUAAUACAAUACCCCUAACUAUAUGGUUAUCACCUUUAGAUAGGUUGGAUCCCUUGAAUAACCAUUGUUUUUUGGUAUAAAGAAAAGAAAAAGAGCCUCAUUAGUGAGUUUAAAGUCUUCCUGUGUAACUUUCAAACACGUAGAUCUAGGUAUAGAUUUAGGAACAUAAACCUGUGCUGUGAAAUUAUGUGUUUUUGCAUGUUGAAAACUAUCUUUCUUGUUUCCUGUAGUUGUAGAUUGUAAGUAUUAUUUUGGUAGAAGUAGGUUAUGAGUUAAUCUAAAGUAGUGGGGUCUUUACAGUUGUGGCAUGAUAUUGAUUCACAUUGGUCAACCUAAUUUCUUUUACAAUUUUUCGGCCAAAGUAUCUCAUCCAAGGAACAACAGAUUGUAGUUGUGGUGACCUCUCUCUAGGCCUUGCAUAGUUUUUACAUAUAUAUCUAUAUGUGUAUACAGCUUAGCUCAUGCAUUUUCAGGCUGCCUUGCUAUGCAUUCCAUUCUUCUCCAGUGAUAAGAUUACCUUUACUAGGAAUUAGUGCAUGGAAUUUUCCUUGUUAGAGCAAAGAUGAUACUGCAGUAGUGAGCCAAUGCCUUUACUUGUUUGUAAUGGUGGAUGUUGGUAACCACUUUCUUAGCCUUAUGAUGUUAUGCUUUUGUACUGACAGCUAUGGAAAGGAUGUUGGAAUGUGAUACAACUGACCUUUAUCAAAACAUGCGCCUUUUUAAUGCUGAUUUAGGUCUUCAUCUGCGUGGAAUAUACUCAGAUUGAAAUUUGCAACAGAGUAGAAAUAAUAUUUUUGUAUCAGCACUGCAACUCAGUGCAGAGUGCAAAUUACCUGCAAUAUACCAUUUGCUUAGAUUUUAGUCAUGUAAUGAAGUUUGCAUGUUCUGUAAACAUUAGUAUAAUUUUCUUUAUUACUCAGAUUUUUGUUGCGUCCGUCACUCUCUUUAUUCUUUGUUAUAAUUACAUGUUGCUUAUAGAUUGUUGCUUGAUAUUGGUUUAGCAAUUUAUUUUAUUACAUAUUUUUGUUAUUUUAUUACAGUUUAUUAAUUUGUUCAUUUAUUCAAUUUGCUUCUUGAAUUUUUUUUAUCGACUUGUUCACUAGUUUUAUAUAUUUAUGUAUUUAUUUAUUUGUUUGUUUGAAUAUCCAUUUAUGUAUAUUUAUAUAUGUAUUUACAUAUGUAUUUGUUUAUUUUUGUGACAUUUCCUGUCCAGUAAAUGAGGAAGACAUGCUGCAGGGAUUUUCCUGUUGUUUGUUGUUUGUACAUCAUAUGGUGAUCUCACAACACUAGAUAAAGUGAAACAUGUCUUUUGCAACUCUAUUGAUAUUUUGUCAAGGUAUUUGAAUACUUCUGUACUUUUUUUCAAUUUGCUCUGUUUUCUGUAAGAAUAAGUGUAUAUGAGCAAUAUGUGUGUGUGUGUGUGUGUGUGUGUGUGUGUGUGUGUGUGUGUGUGUGUGUGUGUGUGUGUGUGUGUGUGUGUGUG
Messenger RNA from Penaeus monodon (black tiger shrimp), 3076 nucleotides. Its product is annotated as WD repeat-containing protein 5B-like. Gene Ontology annotation, molecular function: protein binding. The record is from RefSeq and is a predicted model, not a curated record. NCBI's taxonomy places the organism in Eukaryota, Metazoa, Arthropoda, Malacostraca, Decapoda, Penaeidae.